AACAACAACAACAACAACAACACCUGAAACCGCCACUACCCCGUGCAGGCUGCGAACGAUCCCAUUCGGAUACCUCAGGGGUGCAUGUCCAUCCUAAAAUCACAUUACCUUCACGACGACUGUCAUUACCCGAUCUAACGGAAUUGAGGCAAGAAUGGGACCGUCGUGAAGUGUUGCAGGUCAACACGCUUCCUCCAGGAAAGCUGCAGAUCGAUUUGCUCAAUGUACGAUCCGAUGUCACUGUCAAACGCCCGUUCAUACGACUUCGAAUGGGUCCACAACGAUAUUUCUCAACACGCUCGAAGCAGACGAGCGGAAACUGGAACGAGGGGUUCCUAUUCACCAUCUCCUUCCAUAACCAGCUUUUUGACACGAUUGAGCUGGACUUGUUUGAUAAACGUAAAGGAUGGCGCUCCAAGACUCGUCAUAUCGGAAAAGCCAAGCUACGAAUAUCAUCACUCAACGGACGCCCAGAAGUCUUUCUCACUUUUCUACCCAUGUACGAAUACCAUACCCGGCGCUAUUUGCCGGCCCAUAUCCCACUGCCACACACGUUUUUGAAGACGCACAUGCCUCGCUUCCGGACACAGGAGCAGACACCGUAUCAGGAACAGCAUCCUAGCCACCGCAAACAUUCCAUGACUCCACUUAUUGGUUCUAUCCAAGUCCGCGUCCGCUAUGACUAUCAAACGCCGCCCGACGCUUUCUCGCACGAAAUGCUAUCCCCCGUCUACAAAGAUUCUUCUGAUACCCACAGUUUCGUUAGCAGCUACAUGGAUCGGAGCACGCUCGCAUCCUCUCAUAGCGGCAAGAGCAAAGGCAGCGCUAACAGCCAGGUCACUCUCAGCAGCGUCACGACUACCAAUACCACCGUCAGCAGGGGUAGCGGACACAACACCGAUCAUAGUAGUACUCGAGACGAAACCAGCGACGACAACAACGACGAUGUUGAUAAUGACAAUGGUGACAACACUACGAGUAGAGAACGCCGUCGACCUCGCAGCAACAGCGGCAACAACCAUCGUCUAGACGAAUUCCAUGACGCAGUCGAGCCGAAACUUGUAUACAUUGACGAUCUUGCGCAAGUACCUCCUUCACUGACGACACCCAAAGCAAAUCCAACAGUAGCCAGCCAAUCGAUCGUGGAUCGAGUCUUUGUCGAGCAGCUCCAGAACAAACUGGCCCGCAGAACAGAAAGCACGCGGCGGAUGAAAACGGAACCUAGCAACAGCAGCAGCAGGACCCACAUUAGUAACGACGACGGUGGGUUUGGGUUUUCGCGUUCGGACAUGGAAAACAGGAGCCGCACUGUGCGAAGAAAGAACUCGGAAUCGAGUAUACAAAGCAACAAUUUCGGUGAUAAAAAUUUCGCAUUUCGCUGGAUCAAUGAGUCGUUUGAAGAAGUUGCCUUGGCACACCCGAGUCUGGACCGCAUGAUCGGCUUUGUUGUCAGUCCCCAGACUCGCAUCCUUGUCCGUGCAGUAGUAAAGAUCUUUACAGGCUUUGGCCAGGGGUUCAGAAUCACGGGAUUGCAGCUGCUGUCAUGUCUUUCAUUCUUGCAAAACUUCUAUGUCGACAUUCCCCGGUCACCACCCGCUGAAAAGAUAACGGAUCUUCGUUUCCUCGAUAAGGCGAAUUAUUUCUUAGGACAUGCGAUCAUUGCUUAUGGCUGGCGCGGCUUGUCCUACCUUGGAGAUUAUGCAAAAUAUCUGAAAGAUGUCAUGAAAACGCGUAACAACAAGGAGGCCAUCGUCCGCUAUCUCAAGAUCCCAACUGAAGACCUGUUGGGCUACGAAUACGGCCUGCGCAAGGGCGCUGUGUUCCAGCCCAGCUAUUUUGUGUCCAUUGACCGUGGCUAUGAGGCCAUUGUUCUCGGUAUCCGGGGAACCUGGAGCUUGUACGACUGCAUCACGGAUCUGGUGUGCGAGUAUCGCCCUUGGAAGGGGGGACUAGUACAUGCAGGGAUGCUUGCAUCUGCACAGUGGUUUUUCACACGGAUCAUACCACAGAUCUUCCAUUAUGUUCACGAACAGUGCAAAUCCGUAACCCGGCCCAUUUCAUCCUUCAUCAUCACUGGCCAUUCCCUGGGCGCAGGAACAGCCGCCUUGUUGACCAUGAUGGUAUUGGAUCACUUGCCUGAAUUGCGUCGUCUGGCAGAUAAUCCAAAUUUCCAAGUACAUUGCUACAGCUAUGCUCCUGUUGCGUCCGUUUCCAUGAACCUCAGCGAGAAAUACGCAGACCAUAUUGACAGCUUUGUAUGCCACGACGAUUUGGUCGCGCGACUUUCGUACGGUACAGCCAGCUGCGCCAAGGAGCUCAUUAUGGACGCUAUGAUUGCCGUCGAUGGCAUGGGCGGCAGUAGCAAGCUCAACUCAGAUAAAGAGGCGCGUAAGGCUUGCUUUGAUAUCAUUGAAGCACGACGACAAGAAAUCUUCAACACGACCGAGCCACGUUACCCUUUACUCUAUGUUCCUGGUCAAGUAUAUCAGUUUCGUCGACGACCACAAGACUCUUCUUCUUCUGCAACAAAGAACAGCAGCAAUGACACAACAAAACCUCGAUUCUCCUCCUCAUCCUUUGAUCACCAGCGACGACGCAAAAGCGAACAUUUGUCUUCCAACGCUGCCUUUCCGACCAGUCAUUCUGAGCCAGCUCUUCGAAAACGAUCUGGCUCUACAACAACAACAACAUCGUCAUCAUCCACAUUAUCAUCAUCUGAAACAACAACAACCGCAUUUACCUUGCAUAAGAGCUCACCAAUGAUAUCCGAAGAGCUGCUGAUAUCCAAGACUUGUCUUGAGGAUCACAUGCUUGUCACGUACCUGAAUGCGUUUCAGGCCGUGCGGCAAGAUUGUAUGCGCGAGCUCCGUCAAAAGAAAAACCGUUCAUCCUCUACAUCAUCUACCGGCACCUCAACGACGACGACUACGACGACGACGACGCCACCAUCCUCAGUCCCUAGCAUACUUGUCGAAGAUCCCGACGGCAAGGUCGAGCCAGCCACACCAACACCCUCUUGUGCUAUUGCUGCCCAAUCAUAAAAAGACUUUACACACAUACACAUACACGACCAAAAAUACCCAUAGUACGACAAUACUAAUAGUAGUAAUAGUAAUAGCAGCAGCAGCAGCAGUAGCAGUAGUAGGCUAGUUAUCUUUGUUAUCUUUGUCAUUUUUAUCAUCUUUUUCAUUAUUGUUAUCGUUGUC
Messenger RNA from Zychaea mexicana, 3206 nucleotides. RefSeq lists its product as uncharacterized. The record is from RefSeq and is a predicted model, not a curated record. Bases 270 to 3041 code for a protein of 923 amino acids. The transcript has 8 exons. Gene Ontology annotation, biological process: lipid metabolic process. NCBI's taxonomy places the organism in Eukaryota, Fungi, Mucoromycota, Mucoromycetes, Mucorales, Lichtheimiaceae.